Molecule: messenger RNA, 609 nt
Organism: Candidozyma duobushaemuli
Lineage: Eukaryota; Fungi; Ascomycota; Pichiomycetes; Serinales; Metschnikowiaceae
Product: phosphoribosyltransferase
Exons: 1
Coding region: 1-609 (202 amino acids)
Biological process (GO): IMP salvage; XMP salvage; GMP salvage
Cellular component (GO): cytoplasm
Molecular function (GO): hypoxanthine phosphoribosyltransferase activity
Source: RefSeq, a predicted model, not a curated record
AUGUCAAAACUCUACAUCUCCUACAACAUCGUGCACAAACUCUGCCAGCAGGCGGCGCAGGAAAUCAAAGCUUUGGGCCAGCUGGUGGACCUCAUUGUGGCAAUUGGAGGCGGCGGUUUCAUCCCAGCCAGAAUCCUCCGUUCCUUCUUGAAAGAAGAAGGCAAGAAGAACAUCCCCAUCCAGGCCAUCGGGCUUUCGUUGUACGAGCAGAUGGGCGACGAGGAGAAGAUCGGCAAGGAGGUGGUGAGAACACAGUGGUUGGAUUUCGGCAGCUUGGGCCAGCACAUGGAUAUGCUUAUUGGCAAGAAUGUGAUUAUUGUCGAUGAGGUGGAUGAUACCAGAACCACGUUGCACUAUGCGGUGACCGAGUUGGAGAGGGAUGUGAGAGAGAUCGAGGAGAAGACGGGGAAGCAGGGCACGACGAAGUUCUCUGUGUUUGUGCUUCACAACAAGCGCAAGGAGAAGAGAGCAGAGCUUCCUGAGGAGUUCAGGGAGAAGGGCAGGUACAUUGCCGGCACGGAUGUUGACGAUGUGUGGAUUGCUUAUCCGUGGGAUGCCAUUGACAUUGACGAGCACACGGAGGCUGCCAAGAAGCAGGGAAACUAUUAG